Molecule: messenger RNA, 1664 nt
Organism: Euleptes europaea (tarantolino)
Lineage: Eukaryota; Metazoa; Chordata; Lepidosauria; Squamata; Sphaerodactylidae
Gene: UTP15
Product: UTP15 small subunit processome component
Exons: 13
Coding region: 135-1664 (509 amino acids)
Biological process (GO): rRNA processing; positive regulation of transcription by RNA polymerase I
Cellular component (GO): nucleolus
Molecular function (GO): protein binding
Source: RefSeq, a predicted model, not a curated record
GGUGAUGGCGGCUUCCUUGCGGAGCCACGUGACUUCAGAUGGCUGAAGACGGAAAGUAGUGUGGCGUUCGCGGCGGCUGAUAUACUUGGAAGAUAAUAUUUUUCUGCCUGAGGAAACAUUAUUUGAAAGGAAUAAUGGCUAGCUACAAACCUGUCAUCAUUCAGACUUAUCCAAAACUUGGUGAAAAAGUAACACAGGAUACUUUAUACUGGAAGAAUUACAAGUCUGCCAUUCAGAUAAAGGAGUUUGGUGCAGUGAAUAAAAUUGACUUUUCUCCAAUCCGUCCACACAAUUAUGCUGUUACAGCCUCCUCGAGGAUUCACAUUUAUGGCCGAUACUCACAGGAGCCAAUCAAAACGUUCUCUCGGUUCAAAGAUGUUGCAUACUGUGCUACUUAUAGAGACGAUGGGAAGCUGUUGGUCGCUGGCAGCGAAGAGGGCAGUGUUCGACUCUUUGACAUUGGUGGGAGAGCAGCGCUGAGACAGUUCGAGGGCCAUACCAAAGCAGUACACGUUGCAGGCUUUCUAUCUGAUAAAUACCGGAUAGUAUCUGGAGCCGAUGACUACUCAUCCAAGGUGUGGGAUGUUUCUUCUGCCUCAGAAAUUAUCACCUACAGAGAGCACACAGACUAUGUGAGAUGUGGCUGCACUAGUAAACUGAACUCAAAUCUCUUUGUAACAGGCUCAUAUGAUCAUACUGUGAAAGUAUUUGAUACCCGGACAGAAAACAGCAUUAUGACGAUAGAACAUGGACACCCAGUGGAGAGUAUUAACCUCUUUCCUUCUGGAGGUCUUCUUGCGACUGCAGGUGGUCGAUAUGUUAAAAUCUGGGAUAUCCUUAAAGGAGGGCAGUUACUUGUCUCCUUGAAAAAUCACCAUAAAACAGUAACCUGUUUGUGCCUGACAAGCUCUGGUCAGAGACUGCUGUCUGGCUCACUAGAUAGGCACGUGAAGGUAUACAGUACGACAUCCUACAAGGUGGUUCACAGCUUUCUCUACGAAGCCUCCAUUCUCAGUCUUGCAUUAGCACCUGAGGAUGAAACCCUGGUUGUUGGCAUGUCGAAUGGAAUACUGAAUGUUAAACAUCGAAAACAUGAAGAAAAGCAGCCUUUUCGAAAGAGGAGGAGGCCCACGUAUCGAACAUUUGUGAAAGGAAGGAACUACAUGCCAAAGCAGGAGGAUUUCCUUGUCACAAAGCCUGUAAGAAAUCACUUGAAAAAAUAUGACCAACUUUUGAGAAGUUUCCAGGUUUCCAAGGCUCUGGAUGCUGUCCUACAGGGCCCUGUACGAUCGAACCCGCCUGAAGUUACAGUCGCAGUCAUGCAGGAACUGAACCGCAGAGGCACGUUGAAAAAUGCACUUGCGGGACGAGAUGAGAAACAGCUCAGCGUCCUCCUUUCUUUCUUGAUAAGGCAUGUAACUGAUAUGAGAUUUGCUGCUGUGCUGAUCAAUGUUGCGGAAAUGAUUAUAGAUAUCUACCUGCCUGUGGUUGGACAAUCUGCUGUUGUCGAUAAGCAGUUUUUAAAACUUCAGAAUAUUGUAGAAAAGGAGAUUGAUUACCAGGAGGAACUGCUAGAAGUCUUGGGGAUGAUGGAUGCACUGUUCGCUACUUUGGCGAGAAAAAAGCCAAAUGCCGUGGAGGAGAACAAACUGGAUGGUGUAUAG